GCAGAUUCCUACAGUCCAGAGUUGUUUGAUAAAAUAUUUGUUUAGCCCACUUUAGUGAGACAGUCUGUAGCUUUUGCAGAUAUCAUUGUUUGCAGAAUGAGGGUGGAGAGAUGAUAAGACAAGUACGGAAUGUAUUUCAGGGCUCCUGAGAUGUGUGAAGAAGGUGACUUGCCCACUUGAGGUGUGGUGUGUUAAUCUGUUCAGCCAUUUUAUUCUACUGUGGAAAGAGGCAUUGCAAUAAGCACUUGUUGUUAUCAUUUUUUCGGGAACAGUUCCAUUUUUGAAGUGUUUCCUGUAGAACAACAUCUUGAAAGUGAGCACUGUGAGCUGGAGGAACUGCUGUAAUCAUUUUAAAAAAUAGAAAUUGGGUUAUAAUAUUUUUAUUGUCCAGGAUCGCUAGAUUUAGCAGCAUGGGUGAUACCAGUACGGUUACUGGGGAGACCACAAUUGUGACUACAAUGAGAGCCACCACAGAAAACAGCACUGCAGGUUUAACUACAUCCAAAACUGAAGAAUGGUAUGAAACUGGAGCCUUCAAAGCAAGUGUAAUUGGGGGAACCCUUGUCCUCAUUGCCAUCAUCAUAAUUUUGGUGACCGUUUACAUAAUGCGAAAGAAGAAAAAUGGAAAUGAAAAAGAUGGAAACGAUACCUCUUCUAUCACCCCAGAUAACCUACACAUGUCAGAAGAUGGCACAGGGAGAAGGCUAUCAAAUUAUCAGAACUAUGGAUAUGCGUCUGAUGAAGAUGACAACAACAGUGGUGACUGGACAGGAAUGUCACCCAAUCGCCUACCACGACAUCCAUGGGAGACCCAAAUUCCUGACACCAUCCAUCCUCAUUCUCAAAAAGAUCGUGGACAUCUGCAAGGAUUACAUGGGGACAACAAUCACCGCAGUCAACCCAGAGACAUUUUCUACACCUCUCCUAAUGAAAGAUUUGAAAAUGAUAGAAACAGAAAUUUUGGCUACAAUAAACAACCAAUGAGAGGUUCACAGGGUGAAGAACAUUUCCAAGGCAGAGAUCGAAAUUCUCCUCCCCUUUCCUCGAGUCCUCGCCCAGACUUCUCCCACCAUAACUACAUGGGGGAAGUGGUUCCUCAGAAGAGGUUUUCCUAUUUGGAAGAAGGCUCACCCAUGCCUUCCCCCACAUACCCAUAGAAGAUCAGUCCUCGAACGUACCCCGUCUAAAAGAGAUCAGAGCUAUGGGAUUUCUCCACCAAAGAGAAGCUCCUAUGGGCAUGAUCCCAUGCUGCAUCAAAGUCCGCCAAGGCACGAAUUUGGCUAUGAUAUGCCCCCUCAAAAACGGGGCCAUCAUCCUGCUGAUCACCACCCACCAAUGAAUUAUAUACCAGAAGAAGGAGCAAGAGAGCAUGGGGGUCAGUCUCAUACAGGUCGUUCACCCCCUUCCAAAAAAGAAACUAUGUAUCCUGAAUCACCAGACUACCCAAGUUAUGGACAUGCUUAUGACGAUGAUGCUGCUCGAAUGCCCCAUUCUAAAAGAGGAUCUUCAUACCUUGACCCUCCACAUGUCAGAAGCCAUGGAUCUGCAUUUGGCAGUGGGAAUAACCAUGCUUCCCAUGAUCACCACAUGUCCUGGGAUCAACCACAUGACCUACGUGAACCAUCAAGGGAAAGGUACUCUAGCAAUAAGCGGGCUUCCCAAUUUGGCGACUCUUCCCACCCUGGGCAAGUGCAGGACAGAUACCCCGGUAAUAAGCGGGCUUCCCACUUUGAUGAUUCUUCCCACCCUGGGCAAGUGCAGGACAGAUACCCCAGUAAUAAGCGGGCUUCCCACUUUGAUGAUUCUUCCCACCCUGGGCAAGUGCAGGAUAGAUACCCCAGUAAUAAGCGGGCUUCCCACUUUGAUGAUUUUUCCCACCCUGGACAAGUUCAGGACAGGUAUCCCAGUAAUAAGCGGGCUUCAGCCUAUGGUGACCCAUCACACCCAGGCUACCAUGAUGAGUAUCAUUCUGGGAGGGAUUUGUAUCAUGGUGGCAAACCUCCCCACCAGGAACUGGACUCUAAUUGGCAAUUUGGCCCUAAUAUGAAUGGACAUUGGAGUUCAGGGAAGGUCCUAUACUAAGUAAUUUUUUCCUUAGCUAUGUGAUACAAAUUUAUCUAAUGCCUAGAUAGAAUAAAAAUAAGAAUUAUUUUACUACAUGGUCUUACUAUGGGAGAAGUGUAGGUGACAGGGUGGAGCGGCAGGGGCGGAUCCAGAGCCAUUUACUGACAGUCUUCCAAAUUUUCUUUGUUGAUUCAUCCUCCAAUUCUGACCGU
Lingula anatina is the source of this 2276-nucleotide messenger RNA. RefSeq lists its product as uncharacterized. NCBI's taxonomy places the organism in Eukaryota, Metazoa, Brachiopoda, Lingulata, Lingulida, Lingulidae. The record is from RefSeq and is a predicted model, not a curated record.